Messenger RNA from Carassius carassius (crucian carp), 1537 nucleotides. RefSeq names its product protein phosphatase 1 regulatory subunit 37-like. Bases 11 to 1537 code for a protein of 508 amino acids. Gene Ontology annotation, molecular function: protein binding. The record is from RefSeq and is a predicted model, not a curated record. The transcript is spliced from 9 exons. Lineage: Eukaryota; Metazoa; Chordata; Actinopteri; Cypriniformes; Cyprinidae.
UAGCAGAAGAAUGACAGGGCACUCAGAGGAAGAGGCAACAUCUCAGUCUCUGAAGGAGAGCAUAGAAAAACGUGUAUCAUUUCCCCCAGAUGAGCAGAUGGUAUCUGACUUUGUGGAGAGAAGGGCUGAACUUCAAGAGGAUAUAAUUCUGGCCUACAAGCAGAGCUGCGAAAAGCACCAUGUGAAACCAAACCCAAAGGCUCUUGAUCAGUUAAAGCAAAUUACUUGUGUUACUGACAGAGCCAGGUGUUUUGACCUGUCAGGUAAGUUAUUUAAUUCAGUAUUUAUUAUUUUUGCUAUCCCUCUUGAAAAGCCUUUUUGUUUUUUCAAAGCUAAACACCACCAUAAAAAUCCCUCAGUUCUAUCAUUUCACCUGAAACACUCAUCCCGCAUCCAACCAGGAAUUCCAGCUUUAUUCAUCUUUCCAUCAGCAUGUGAGCGGUUAGAUUAUUGCUCCUGCGAAUCUCUUGAAGAGAUCCUGAAAUCAGUGCAAUUUGAUUUUAUCAGUCUGAAGGGGGCCGAGCUUGAGCAAAAUGGAGCAUCAUCUUUGCUAGAUAUGUUUUUGUACUACGAGUCAGCUACACACCUCGACAUGUCCUCGAACUCAGGAAUGGGAUUCUCAGGUUGGCUGUCACUGUCACACCUCCUCCGACAGAGUGGAUGCCUGUGGAGGCUGGAUGCUUGCAACAUGCCUAUGGUGGACUACGCUGCGCAGGCCUUGUCAAAAGCCCUUCUCACCAGCAGGCUGACAGUGCUACACCUUGAAAACACCUGCCUGAGCGGCAAACCUCUCUUCACACUUGUUGGUGCUCUGAAAAAGAACGUCGCUUUGCAGGAGCUUUACCUCUCUGAAAACAACCUCAACGGCUACCAGGACUCCAUGCAACUUGGCGACCUCCUCAAAUACAAAAGCACUCUUAAAACCUUGGACCUAAGCAACAAUACCAUGUCUGACUCAGGUAUGCCUGUUUUGUUUGAGGACACAUUGUGUGCUUCCAAUAUCAUGGUUGAAAAGGUGUUUGUGGUUAAAUGCACAAUUUGUUUCAGCUCUUGUGUAGUCAUCUCUCUCGGUUCCACAGGUUUGGAAGAGAUUUGUGAUGCUUUGAGCUCUCAGAAGACUGGUUUGAGAACGCUGAUACUCAGUAACAAUCACAUCACUCAUCUUGGCAUGAGCCAUCUACAAAAUGUUCUGCCCCGCUUAAAAACACUUGAAACAUUGAACCUUGGCAAAAACAACCUCGAGAACAGAGGUAUUCACACGUUAAAGGAGUCCCUCAUGAUCAAUCGCUCUUUAUUGCAACUUGGCCUAGCCUCUACAGGAAUAACAUGCGAGGGUGCUGUGACUUUGGCUGAGAUCCUUGCAGAGAAUCCACAGAUCCAGCGUUUGGAUGUACGGCAGAACCAGGUGCUUGCUGGGGGCCUCAUGGCUCUGUCAUUGGCCCUGAAGAUCAACCGUUCACUCAUUAGACUGGAUCUGGACCAACAUUUGAAAGAGGAAAAGGUCAGUUGUCAGCUGUUCCUCAUCCUGAUUAUCUAA